UCCAGUUUGUCGGGGAUUUCAGCCUCGUCUGCUGUGGCGCGGACUCAGCUUCAAGAGCGUCGGGAUGCAAGCCAGCACUUCGCAGGCCAGCAUCCCCUGGACAUUACAAUAAUGUGAGGCCAACUAGUCAAACCCCACGAAGUACGUGUUUUAUCUUACGUGUUAUGGAAAAGCACGUGCAAAACAGCGUGAGUGUACCUCUAGUGGUGAAGUGACGACUUGGCCAACAGCAAGAAAUAGAUUGGCCAAAAAGCAAAACAAAAAAAAAUAGAAAUAUGCUUUUUGUAAUCGGAAUCCUUUUGGUGGUUGCUGCCUGUUCGGCGUCUCCGGCUGGACAUGCGGCAGCCGUCAUUGCCACCUCAGUAACGGAGACCUUUUCAUCUAUCAAUUCGGACACGAGUACGUUACCAUCUUUGAAGUCCAUUAAGACGUACCGUGCCGGACGUGAAUCGACUUCCUCUCUAGUACGACCAUUUCCUUUUCUGCAAGUGGUACGCUUCUCCAAUGAUGAAUGUACGGCUGAGACUGGAUUUGCGGGAACUUGCUACACCGAAUCCGAAUGUUUGGAGUUGAAAGGUAUGCCUCGUGAAGAGUGCGCUGAUGGGUACGGUAGAUGCUGUCGCAUGACAUAUACGUGCCGAGAAACGAUGCAUCACAAUGUGUCGUACUUCGUGCCGCCCACCUUCCCCAGUGGUGAAGAUAAAGCCAACGUGUGUCCCCUGAAAAUUGCCUUCGAUCCAGAUAUUUGUCAAAUUAGGCUCGACCUUAUUAAAUUUGACAUUCUUGGGCCGCGUGAAGGCGACUGUAUCGACGAUAUGUUUGUAGUGACGGGAGGCAACGCUAACCACAGGCUUCCAGUUAUCUGUGGUGAAAAUACUGGACAACAUAUGUAUAUCAAUGUGGACACAAUGCAGAGUCCAGUAGAACUGCAAAUGAUCACCGGAAUCGAGAACUACGUUCGGGACUGGCGUAUUAAAGUAACCAUGAUUCCAUGUGCUUCACAGCAUCGCGCUCCACUAGGUUGUCUGCAGUACCAAACCGGAAUCACCGGACACGUUCGCAGCUUCAACUUCAAUCAACGGAACGAGACCCGACUAGGUUAUCUCAACGGGGCUGACUACGCCAUCUGCUUCCGACGGGAACGUGAUAUGUGCUCCGUCACGUACUCGGUGCGUACAGAGCCAGACGAUGUCGAAUUGACGCCAGAUUCCAACGAUACAACACCGUAUGGAGCACCUGAAGCAACUUUGAAGGCAGUCCGUGAACCGAGCAUGAAGGUGCCAGCGUUCGGCAUUGCUACGUCGGACGGCAAAACAUUGGACUUUCAGGCGGUGGCAAACGUUGGCGCAUCCAAAUGCACUGGGGAUUACCUCGCCAUACCUGGUUUAGACCGCUUCUGCGGGGGCGCCUUCAAUCAAGCCUCGGGGAGCCGCGAAAGCCAAUCCAUUACAGUGAAGAACGCCGGACCGCUGAUGAUUUUGUUCAAAUCGGACAAAGCAUUUAAUGGACGGGGAUUUAACAUCAAUUUUCAACAGGGACCAUGCACACCACUGCUUACUCAAACCUUCUUCUAGCAUUCGGCCAGGGCUCCAGAAAGCGUCGAGCAGAAGAGGGUAGCAUCUGACGGUGCCACCUCUUCAAUGAGAGGGAGCCCAGUUCCAUUCUCUCUAGCAAGCUUUUUCGGGCCCUACGUCAAGGCAGAGUUUCGUAACUUAGAAGAAGACUCACUAGUGAACGCAACAGCAUUUGCUCAGAGCGAUGCCGAGCUAACACCUUUCAAAGAAGAUCACGGCUCAGGAUUUGAAUAACUGACCCGUGAAACGAGUAAAAAAAACUAGAAUUUCUUCCGCUAUAGUAUAACCCCUUUGUUUUGUCUUAUUGUCUCUAUUAGCCGUAUACGUUAGAGGAGGUACGUCGCCGGCUGAAUGCAUAUGCGUUUGUCGUUAUAGCGUUUCCACUCAACUAACACUGAGAUUGGAGCGCUAUGCAAUGCAGGGAAACAGUCACAGUGACCACUAUGUAUUGAAGUGUUUUCUAGGGCAUAAAUUUAAAUUGUUAUUGAAAAUCUGGAGCUCUACACGCCCAAACUGUACUCGUAUCUUCAGCCUGCGAGCCUCGCCUCAUCCCCAUAUGCCACAAUAUAAUGAUUAACUAGUACGCAAACAUAGUACCAUUACGUGUAUAUGAAACAAUUUCCGCCAGUUAUCAACCUUAUAUCGAAUCUUGCGUAAACUUAAGGAAUCCUGUGAACAUCUGUAAAUCCUAGAUCGUCAGUCUAUUGUAUAUUUGUUCAUAAUAGUGUACAAUGCAUUAGGCUGUGUAUAAGUGCUCCAUUGGUUCGUAAAAAUGACAAUCGAUAAUAACAAACUGAUGACGGUGACAAUUAGAAUGGAUUCAUUUGUACUUUUUGCUCAUUGAUCACCAUUGUUUUUAGGUGGCGUAAAGUUCUUGCGUCAGGUUUCAUGAAAUACACCUUUUGUACUUACUGUUAACCGUUGAAUCAACACUGCCAUUAUUAUUAUUACCGAUUAUCCAUUUUUAAUAGUUGCACCAUUAUGCUAUUAUGAGUCUAUGUAUAUGAUGAUAACGUCAUAACUAUGGAUCGACUAUGACACAACAAAUGUGCCGCGCCAUUAGGUAGACCCAGUGAUGAUCUCAGCUUGCCUGAUCUCAAACGCAGAUGAAGAUACCCCGAGUGAGUGCAGUACCUUGUCUUCAGGAGUCCGACCACAAUGGCGACCGGACAAGAACUACUAGCGCGAAAACUUAUCCGCCUCUUCUUGCAUGUGAAGAAGACGAUACAGUUAUAAUCAUAUUAUUUCAUGUUUAGCUGCUAGCUUUUGCACAGUUUGGAACCGACUCAUGUUCUGCACGAUAAUGACAUGUCUAAUGACGAUACUUCUCGUGAGAGAGUGACGAAUAAUCGGCUCAUGAGCAAAUCGUAAAGUCGAUAGCCCGCAUACUUGGAAUUUGGUAAAAAAAAAAAAGUUGAAAUUGUCCAUGGAUUUAUCACGUUUUGAACGUAAAAAUUAUAUUGGACAGGGAAAAACAAAAAUUAUUAAAGCAAUAUAAACUCUCAUGAUAUAGUCACGGCUAUCAGUUUGCUAACGUAUUUACGAGUAAGGAAGACGCAAUGAUAAUUGGCAUAACAGUCGUAGAUAAAAAUUUACCUAAUAUUACAACCUGAAUUUCAAUCAAUAAAACAUUGGCAAUCAUUCGCUGUGUUCUUGUACUUUCAGCUAGGUAGAAUCAAAAUGAACGAAG
Messenger RNA from Varroa destructor (honeybee mite), 3264 nucleotides. RefSeq lists its product as uncharacterized. The record is from RefSeq and is a predicted model, not a curated record. NCBI's taxonomy places the organism in Eukaryota, Metazoa, Arthropoda, Arachnida, Mesostigmata, Varroidae.